AUGACUGGUCAGAAGCGUCCGGAUUUCCACUCUCUGCCUCUCGGCCCAUCGGAUCCCCCUUUCUCAGCUUGGGGACUCUACGGAACCGACGAUGAACUAGGGACGUUGAACCUCCUUACAAAGGAGGUUGUUUUGGCGGCCAAGACUGAGAUCACUACCGGUAAAGCAAUCAGUUUGAAUCAUCCGAUCAACGUCCCGCUCCUGCCAAUGAAUCCAGAAAGGAAGCCGUGCAGUCAUCGGUUUAACGUUAAGUCACUCAGUAACGACGACGAGUUGGACAUCAACACGCAAAGUUCUAGUCAUUGGGAUGGUUUAAGGCAUGUUGGGUAUCGAGAGGGCCGACUAUUCUACAAUGGAGCAACUCAAGAGGAUAUCAGUGGACCAAAUGCCAACGAGCGAUGUGGAGUGCAAAAUCUCGCGAGAAAGACAAUUGUCGGCCGUGGUGUUCUGCUAGACUACCGCUCGUGGGCUACCGAGCAAGGCAUCAACUACGAUGCCCUCGAAACGCACCGGAUCACACUCGAUGAUCUCUUGAAAUGCUCUGAGUCCCAGGGAACUGAGUUCCAUCAAGGAGAUAUCCUUAUUAUCCGCUCGGGCUGGACGGAGGAAUACAACAAGCGAAGCGAUACCGAGAAGCGUGCCCUCGCCGCUCGUGCCUCUCGGACGUUUGUCGGUGUCGAAAAUUCUCUGGCAAUGGCUGAUUGGCAUUGGAAGACCGGAUUUUCUGCGGUUGCAGGCGAUACGAAUGCCUAUGAGGCGUGGCCCCCUGCCCUGUCCACGAGUGGCUCGACAUUGCCAUACUCUCUCCACGAAGUGUUCUUGGCA
Penicillium riverlandense is the source of this 825-nucleotide messenger RNA. Its product is annotated as cyclase family protein. Gene Ontology annotation, molecular function: arylformamidase activity. The record is from RefSeq and is a predicted model, not a curated record. The annotation marks the transcript as partial. Lineage: Eukaryota; Fungi; Ascomycota; Eurotiomycetes; Eurotiales; Aspergillaceae. The transcript is spliced from 3 exons.